This is a messenger RNA of Saccharomyces cerevisiae S288C, 1068 nucleotides long. RefSeq names its product U5 snRNP complex subunit AAR2 (gene AAR2). The transcript has a single exon. Gene Ontology annotation, cellular component: cytoplasm; nucleus. The coding region runs from base 1 to 1068 and encodes 355 amino acids. The record is from RefSeq and is marked reviewed. NCBI's taxonomy places the organism in Eukaryota, Fungi, Ascomycota, Saccharomycetes, Saccharomycetales, Saccharomycetaceae.
AUGAAUACUGUACCAUUUACAUCUGCUCCGAUUGAGGUAACUAUAGGGAUCGAUCAGUAUUCCUUUAAUGUCAAGGAGAAUCAGCCAUUUCACGGAAUCAAGGACAUCCCCAUUGGACACGUUCAUGUCAUUCAUUUUCAGCAUGCAGAUAAUUCCAGCAUGAGGUAUGGCUACUGGUUUGACUGUAGAAUGGGAAACUUUUACAUUCAGUAUGAUCCUAAAGAUGGCCUUUACAAAAUGAUGGAAGAAAGGGAUGGCGCAAAAUUCGAGAAUAUUGUUCACAACUUCAAGGAACGGCAGAUGAUGGUUUCUUAUCCGAAAAUUGACGAAGAUGAUACCUGGUACAAUCUUACCGAGUUUGUGCAGAUGGAUAAAAUCCGAAAGAUAGUAAGGAAAGAUGAAAACCAGUUCUCUUACGUAGAUUCUUCGAUGACCACAGUUCAAGAAAAUGAGCUGCUAAAAUCCAGCUUGCAAAAAGCAGGUUCUAAAAUGGAAGCCAAGAAUGAAGAUGAUCCUGCACAUUCUUUAAACUAUACAGUAAUAAACUUCAAAUCUAGAGAAGCCAUAAGGCCUGGCCAUGAAAUGGAGGAUUUUUUAGACAAGUCUUACUACUUGAACACUGUAAUGCUACAAGGAAUUUUUAAAAAUUCAAGUAAUUAUUUUGGGGAGUUGCAGUUUGCGUUCUUAAAUGCCAUGUUUUUUGGUAACUACGGGUCGAGUUUGCAAUGGCAUGCUAUGAUCGAACUGAUAUGUUCAAGCGCUACGGUGCCUAAACAUAUGCUCGAUAAAUUAGACGAAAUCUUAUAUUAUCAGAUAAAGACAUUGCCUGAACAAUACUCAGACAUCUUGUUGAAUGAACGAGUUUGGAAUAUUUGUCUGUAUUCGUCAUUUCAAAAAAACUCCCUACACAACACAGAAAAGAUAAUGGAAAACAAAUAUCCAGAAUUGCUUGGUAAAGACAAUGAAGACGACGCUCUUAUUUACGGUAUCAGUGAUGAAGAAAGGGAUGACGAGGAUGAUGAGCACAACCCUACCAUUGUUGGCGGUCUCUAUUACCAAAGGCCAUAA